AUGUUAUCGGGUCAGGUGCGGGUCGGCAUUUUAGCAGUCGGAUCGGGUUCGGGUUCAGAUGUUAUCGGAAAAAUAAAUUCACGUUUACCACCAAUACAAACAAUUAAUGAAGUCACAUCUACCACAGACAAUGAUAAAAAUAGAAUUAUAAAAGCUUUAGCAAAUGAACGAAACCCAUUUUCGUCAGGUAUUGGGAACAUGUCUCCACCAUCCGAAAUGCUUUUACUCGACACAUAUCCUCCACGAAACUGGAAUGUCCCAUAUUCAAAUGGAUCAAAACAGGGAUUUAAUAGACAAAUUGAACCCAAUAGUCAGGGAUUAUAUGCUCAUAUAGAUCUUCCAUUUUUGUGCAAUAAUCCAGAAAUUGAUUUUUCUGAAUUGGAAAUUUUUCCAUCACCACUCAGUGAUCGACUGCCAUCUUCACAUCGUUUCUAUCGUCCAAAUGUAACAAGUGCUUGUAGUCGACGUUCGUCAAUUUUAUUUCAACGCAUUGAUCAUUCGAAUGAACCAAAACUUCAACGUGAAGACACAUUUGAUACUGUUUGUGAAAGUGUCUUAGAAAGUGUGCCACCAUUAUCACACAGACGGUCAUCAUCUUAUACUGUAUUACCUCCAAUAACAGAUGAAUUUCCAUCGUUAAGUUCUCAUCCUUCUAGUCUAUUAUUACAAUCAUUUAAUGAUAAUGAAGUAGAAUCUAAUCGUUUAAGAAAAAGCCCCCGUAUUUUGAAAUCAUCAGAUUCUGAAUCAAAGCAAAAUAUCUCUAGUAUUUCUCCACCAUUAGUAACCAUUAACUCAUCACAGAAUAAAAAAGACGAAUUUGUUAGACGAAUUUUAUCUCGAAGUCUCAGUAGAGAGCCAAGUUUGUUAACGAGAGAGAAUGAUAUGAUUGAGCCAACGACAAAUACAGAACCAGCCUAUAAAGAAGACUCUGUCACACCCCAAAUCCAAAUAAAAAGCGCGAAAUCAACAAAACCUGUUAUUAAUAAACCUUCAUCGACGUCAAAAGGGAUGGCACAAGUUAAAAGUACUCGUUCAUCAGAAUUAAAACUAUUAACGGCAUCUAAACCAGUUGUCACACCCGUGACACAGAUAACAAAAUCAAAAGCUCCCUUCAAAAUUCCAAAACCUAUCGAUCGUUUAAAACCAGAAAUACGUGAUCGCGUAUUGAAUCCUGAAAUAUCAGCUCAUCUUGAAACUGAAACUCGAAGUAGACGUAAUUCAUCAUGUCCAGUAUUAGCUAAAAGUGUUGAUGUCGUGUUACCAUCUCAAGAAAAAUUAAAUGAUGGAAUACUCGUCGUUGCUCAGUCUACACCAAAUGAAAAAAAUUUAUCACCAUUGACAAAAGUACGUAGAACAACUUCCCAACGUACACCAACUACCACUACCCGUAAUGGAAAAUUUAUACUUGAUGUUUUUCAACCGCAAUCAAAAACGAAAACAACAAUAGAUCCAUUAGUUGUUCAAAAAUCUGUCUUCCAGAAAUCAAAAAAUGUCACUAAUUGCACACCACAAGAAACUCAACAGAAUAAGAUAAUACAAACAACAAUAGAAAAGAAUAGUUCCGAAAAUGUCGAAAAUACAUCACAAGUAAUAACAACAGAAUCCACUACUUCUUCUGUACCACCAACACCACUUCUACCUUUGGUUAAAUCGGAUGCUGGAAUGACCCUACCAGUUGAAGCUCCUCCUGAACAGAAUACAGUUCAUACUCAUUCAAUAAUUGAUAUGAUUCCUAUUGACACUAUAAACGUUGACGAUCUUGAUCGUUCUUCUGCGAAGGAAACGGAGUCAAAACCGGCUCCUAAAACCCACCAACAAGCUUUUCAAUCAGGUCGAAUUUAUCCACGAAAAACUGGACCAGUUCCUAAACCUUUAACACUUCAAGGAGAAAAAAAUGUUGAUCCAGAUUAUCCGUGCAGCAGCCGGGUAACAUCGACAGUGGCGAACGGUCAACGUCGAGGUAGUUUUACUUCAGUUAUUCUCAAUAGUCAACCACACAUUACAGACUUAUUUGAAAAUUUUGAGACGAAUAAUGCUAUCAAUAACCUCGCAGAUCCUUUAAAAGUUACAAAACAAAUUGUGACAGUAAAAAAGCAGCGUCAGAAGAAGAUUACGAAGAAUACUACGAAAACUAUUAAAAAUGUUCAAAAAAUCCCAGCAAAAACAUCAAAAAAACCUGCUAAAAAUCAAUUAGAAAAACAAGUAGUUGCUGUUUAUGCAGAUAUGGAUCAUGAUGAAUUAAAACAAAAUAAGCAAGAUCUCAUUGUAGUUGGUGGAAAUAAUUGGGUCAUUUCAAUGAAACCAAAACAAUUAGCUGAUCAAAGUGAAAAUGAGGACGACGAAAUUGAAGAAGAUGAAGUUGUAGCAUCAGGUGAAGAUGAAAAUAUUCCAAAGCCGUUCUCAUUAAGUAGUAAGGAAAUUCCAACUGUGGACGAUGAAGAUUUAUCUUCGAUCUAUUCGUAUGAUAAUCAAACACAAGCGAGUUCAUCUACCGAUCGUUUCGCAAUAUCACACACAACAAUUCAAACAACCGAUGAAACUUAUAAAUACGAAAUACCCGAUCAAACGAAUAUAAAUUCAAUGUCAAUGCAGAUGAUGAAUACAGCGGCUUCUCAAACACGCUCAAGUACUGAAUGCGUUCAGUCUAUUGGAUGUGGUCCUGUUAUAAAAGAAAUUUUAGAGAAGAUGCCGAACGAAAUUCACAAUUCCAUUCGAAAAACAUCGCCAACUGAACUUAUAAACUCUCAGAUUCGUGUUAUUUACGAAAAUGUACAAGAUUCUGUGAGAAAAGAAACAUCCUUACGGUCUCUACCUAAAAUGAUGCCAUCAAAUGUUGACAUACCAAAUGAACAUAAGACUGACAACAUACAAUCUGAAAUACUUCAGAAUAACCAUGUGAAAAACGCUACAUUACUCUCUGAAGCGUCACUCAGCUACACACGAACAACAAAUUCUGAACAAAGUCUAUCGAUUCGUCCAGGUAUUCGUGUUGUAGGUGAUUCGUUAAACAGCAGAGGAGGAAGUGAAACAAUGAGUUCAACUAGUAGCCAUGAAGAUCAUGAUUACGGUGCACCUCUACUUCAAGAUAGCGACACAGAUGAAAUAUAUAGAUCAGCUAAAAAAGGAAAAACUGUCGGACACGGUGCUUACGGCACAGUAUGGUCAUAUUUAAUGUUAACAGGACGUAUGAUUGCUGUCAAAGAAAUUGAACUCGAUGAAGGAGAGAGCGUACGAGUGAGAGAAGAUUAUGAAGCAGUUCGAGAAGAAGUGAAUAUUUUGCGUGCUCUCGAUCAUCCAUAUAUUGUCAAGGACAUCAAAGGCAAAAAUAUAAUGCUUGAUAUCGAUGGAAACAUUAAACUUAUCGAUUUUGGAUGUGCAAAACGGCUUAAAAAGAAUCAAAACACACAUUCAGUUCGUCAGAUACUCAAAUCAAUGAAAGGAACUGCAAACUGGAUGGCACCAGAAGUGAUAUCAGAAACUGGUCAUGGGAAAAAGGCGGAUAUUUGGAGUAUUGGCUGUACUCUAUGUGAAAUGGCAACUGGCAAACCUCCAUGGUCCGAAUAUCAGAACCAAUUAGCUGUUUUAUUGAUUAUUGGUAACGGAACUCGGCCUCCGUCAGAAUUGCCUGAUUCUUGCCCUGUAACAGCAAACAGUUUUUUCAAAUCAUGUCUAACGCGUGAUCCUAGACUGAGACCAUCAGCCAAAGAAUUGUUAACUCAUCCGUUUAUAGUUUGA
Messenger RNA from Didymodactylos carnosus, 3735 nucleotides. The record is from the annotation of a GenBank genome assembly. NCBI's taxonomy places the organism in Eukaryota, Metazoa, Rotifera, Eurotatoria, Philodinida, Philodinidae.